Molecule: messenger RNA, 483 nt
Organism: Rotaria sp. Silwood1
Lineage: Eukaryota; Metazoa; Rotifera; Eurotatoria; Philodinida; Philodinidae
Source: the annotation of a GenBank genome assembly
AUGAACAUUUUAAUUAAGAAAAUAUCACUUAAAUGACAAAUAAAAAUUAAAUUAUCCUUUUGUCAAUGUCGAAGAUGGCAUAAUUUACCACAGAAUAAAAACAACAUUUAUCAACGAUUAUACGCUGCCACAUAUCGAUCAUUAUCAUCAUUAUUACCUCCACUUUGUUCUCAAGUUUUAUUUAAUGAUAGUAAUAUACAAUCACAAUAUAUAUCUCCAAAAGGUUUAUCUGAUCGUGUUAUACCGAUUGGAACAUUUCCAAGCGCAAUUUUAGCUCUUGAAACACAAAUACCUUAUGGUUCAUAUGAUAGAGCUGAUCAAGGAAAUGUUAUUUGCCGUUUUGUUCAUACAUAUUUUGUACCUUUAUUACCAUCUAUACAUUGUCCACAUGUGGGUCCAACUGGAGGAGGAGCAUGUACUGAUAAAACAAUCGACUUUUAUUAUAAUCAAACAAAUUUUCUGGCUUGUGCUCAUAAACAAUAA